This is a messenger RNA of Adineta ricciae, 3810 nucleotides long. The record is from the annotation of a GenBank genome assembly. NCBI's taxonomy places the organism in Eukaryota, Metazoa, Rotifera, Eurotatoria, Adinetida, Adinetidae.
AUGGAGGAUGUGUCUCUUUCUUCAGCAGCCAAUACUUCGAGAAUAUCAUCAAACUUGUCAGCAGAAGUCAAAUCUUAUCUCCGAAAUUUAAAUCUGUUUCCAUCGAUUCCACCCUCGACAAAUGAAUAUCGACUUCGAAGUGAACGAAUAGCAACACGAUUAUACAUCAUUCUCUUGAUGUUAUCAUUAUAUAUUCUUGUCAUCUACACUUCACUAAUUACUGUUACAGAAAUUGUUGCUGUUCCCGCAUCCACAACGACAGAGUACUCACAGUCAUACAACAAAUAUUCCGAAGCAUUAACAUGUCCGUGCUCAAGAAUUUCGAUCAACUAUGGUACAUUUCUUCAUCUUGAUUAUGUUCUUCAUCGUGUAUGCACCAGUGAUUUCGUUAAUGAUGAAUGGAUAGAUUAUCUGCGGUUAGCACGAGGCGUUAAAUCCCUGCGUUACAUUGACUUUCGAUGGACAGCUGCAUCCAUAUUUCAAGGUUUAAAUGUUUUCUGUGAAUUGGUUAAUGAGAGCAUUUCUAACCGGUUACUUCAGUUGUAUUCAAGUCAAUAUGUGACUGCAAAUGUUAUACCUCAUGAGCUAUUCCAAUCACAAGUGAAAUCAUUUAUAUCUCAAUUCAUCUUAUUAACGACGAAUGAUUUUAAAUUUUCAUUAUUUACAAUACAAAGGACAACGCAAACCAAUAAUAUAGUAUCUGCUCGUCAAAAUAAUGUUAGACUAUAUAAACUUCCUAAUAGCACCGAGAUUGCUCCAUCUACGGUGCGGUACAAUGAUUGCGACUGCGCAGCCUCUUCACAAUGCAUUGCUUCUUCACCGAUUUUGAAUAUUAGUGGAAACACAAAGUUGUUCAUCGUACCAGGAUUUCGAGCUUCAUGUUACCUAGUUGAGGCAUUACUUCAAUCGGAUUUAAGAUGUUUUUAUAGAGAGAAAUGUAUUACUACAUUAAUAUCAUACUUACCUACUUCUCCGACAUUCAAGAUAACAGCUAUUAAUAGCUCGUCAUUGGUUCGUUUCUAUGUAAACUCGACAAUUCAAUCCAUUCUUGAUGAAUUGUUCGUCGAAAAAUGGAUACCUUCUAUUCAAUACGAGAGUUAUUACAAUAACUGCCAACCGGAAAGAUGUAUUUAUAUUCAAACAACGAAGACUGGUAUUGUUUAUGUUAUUACAACAUUGAUAGGACUCAUUGGUGGCUUGAUUCCCGUAUUGAAAUUCGUUGUACCAAGAUUAGUCAUGUUUGUACGAAGGAAAAAAGUGGACAAUAUACAAGAAAACCAAACACUUGAGCAAGAACCAGCAUAUAACUGUAUGCAAAGAAUUAAAAAUCAUCUUUGUACAUUGAACGUGUUCCCGUCAGUUCCACCAUCAACAGAUGAACAUCGACUUCGAAAUGAACGUAUUUCGACGAAAGUAUUUCUCAUUCUUUUCACCUUAUCAAUAACUAUUCUAAAUCUUUAUAACUCAUUGAUAAUUGUAACACAAACUGUCACUGUUCCAUCACCUUCACUUACACAAUAUUCACAUUUAUAUGACAAAUAUUCAGAUGCAUUGACAUGUCCAUGCUCUAAAAUUUCGAUGAACUACGAUACAUUUCUUCAUCUAAAUUACACAUUUCAUCAAGUAUGUACAAGUGAUUUCGUUGGUCAAGAUUGGAUCGAUUAUCUAACGACAAUUGCCAACAGAUUUCGUGCUAAAAGAAACGAUUUCCGAUCAACUGGCACAUUGUUAUUUCAAGGUUUGAAAGCAUUUUGUCAAUUAGUGAAUGAAAUAAUCUCAAAUCGUAUACUUCGACUUUCUUCAUAUCAAUACGUGGCUGUAUCGGUAACACCGGUAAAUGUAUUUCGAUUACAAAUUGAUACUUUCAUAUCACAAUUUAAAUUAUCAACUAUAAAUGACUUUUUGUUGUCACUUUCGGCAAUACGAGAUACAACUCAAAGUAAUAGUUUGGCAACAAGCAAGCAGACGAACCAUGGAUUUCAGAUGCGAACCACAAGUCUGAUUCCAUAUCCAAUAUCGUAUGGUAAUUGUAGCUGUGGAACUUCACCUUUCUGUGUUCAACAAUCUGCAAUAAUAAGUAUUCCUCACGAAAAAAUACCUUUCUCUAUACCGGGCCUUUUUGUUGGAUGUUAUGUGAUUGAAUCAUUACUUCAAUCAAAUUUACAAUGUUUCUACAAUCAAUCAUGUAUCAAAACGUUGCAAUCGUAUUUCAAGCUUCUCCAACCACUGGAUGUCAAAGCACUUGAUUCAUCGAUAACAAGUAACUUUCUCCCUAAUUCGACAGUUAAAAGGCUUGUUGAACAAUUGAUGGUAGAAACGUGGACUCCGUCAAUAAUGUAUGAGAAUUAUUUUAAUGCGUGUAAACCACUUCAAUGUCUCUAUACAACUGAAACAAAGAAUGGCUUCAUAUAUAUGUUCACAACAUUACUUGGAUUACUUGGUGGUUUGAUUACAGUACUGAAAUUCAUCGUGCCGAAAGUGGUGAUGUUCAUAAGAAGGAGAAAGGAAACAGAAAGAACGAAUAAUGGUAUUAAUUGGAAAGAACGAAUUCGACUUCUUGAACAAAAGAUGAAGAUAUUUAUUGGAAACUUUAACAUGUUCCCAUCGACUCCACCAUCAACAGAUGGGUAUCACCUUCGAAAUCAACGAAUCGCAACACGAUUAUUCAUCAUUCUCUUGGUGUUAUCAUUAUAUAUUCUUGUCACCUACACAUCAAUGAUCAGUGUCAUAGAAACUAUCACUGUUUCAAACCCGUCGCUCACAAAGUACUCAAAAUUAUAUAGCGAACACCCACAAAGAUUAACAUGUCCAUGUUCAAAAGUAUCGAUUAACUAUGGUACAUUCCUUCAGCUUGAUUACGUUCUUCAUCAUGUAUGCAACAGUGAUUUCGUUACCAGCAACUGGGUUGAAUAUAUUCGUAAAUCUAGAGAAAUUGCAUCAGGUCCUGUCUCAGUAUAUGGCUUUUUAGCGACAGGUCCGCGUACGUUCCAGGCGUUGAGUGCUUUUUGUCGAUUAGUUGAUGAAAUUAUUUCAAAUCGUCUAGUUCAAUUCUAUUCAAAUCAAUUCGUUACUGCAAAUGUUAUAUCCAACGACGUUUUUCAAUCACAAGCGAAAUCAUUUAUAUCUCAUUUUAUAUUGUUAACCACGAACGAUUUUCUCUUGUCACUAUCAACAAUCAGAGAUACGACUCACAGUAACGCUCUGCUAUCCAGCUUCAUUACUAAUUACAAAAUUCUCUACGAGGGCGAUGACAAGAAUUUAAAAUUAGUAACACAAACUGUGGGAACAUGUAGCUGUGCAGCCUCAUCUAGAUGUAUCCGUCCAUCUGAAAUCUCGAGCAGAGAUGGUAGCAAAGUGGUCUUUACAGUGCCUGGCCUUUAUAUUGGAUGCUAUUUAGUUGAAGCAUUGCUUCAAUCAGAUCUCACAUGUUUUUAUGAUAAGAUGUGUCUCAACCAACUACAAUCUUAUAUAAGUAGUGUUAUAUCAAUGAAUGUCACAUCUCUCAAUACCUCAUUAUUAAUUCGCUUUUCCGAAAAAUCGACUGUUGCUAACAUUAUCAAUGAACUCAUGGUGGAAAAAUGGAUUACAUCUAUUUUAUAUGAAAAAUAUUAUAAUGAAUGUGGACCAACCAAAUGUAGUUAUACAUAUGUGACGAAGAACAGUAUUAUUUACAUUGUUACAACGUCAGUGGCGUCUAUUGGUGGAUUGAUAACAAUAUUGAAACUUACUUUAUUAGAAAUAGUCAACUUUAUCGCUUUUUGCAUUCGUAAAUGGAGUACAAGGCGUGCUGUAGUUGUUCCAAUGACUUAG